This is a messenger RNA of Bufo bufo (common toad), 23116 nucleotides long. RefSeq names its product FAT atypical cadherin 3 (gene FAT3). Gene Ontology annotation, biological process: homophilic cell-cell adhesion. The record is from RefSeq and is a predicted model, not a curated record. Lineage: Eukaryota; Metazoa; Chordata; Amphibia; Anura; Bufonidae. Gene Ontology annotation, cellular component: plasma membrane; cell-cell junction. Gene Ontology annotation, molecular function: calcium ion binding. The transcript has 29 exons. The coding region runs from base 88 to 13899 and encodes 4603 amino acids.
GGAGGCAGGUUGCACUUGUUCUUCAGAGCUGUUUUGGGGAAGAGCACUGAGGUCCAUAUAGGACAAGUCCAAGAUUGGGAACAGUUUAUGAAGCUGCACUCACGUGAGAGGAGGAAGAAAAAUGAUGGAAUAGCUGCAAACAUGGCUAUCUUGAGUGGUGUAUGGACAACACCCUCCAGUGUCAACACCCUACUAUUUUUAAAUUUACUCUUUAAAUUAUGUAAUGGUCUCCAAGGAACCUCACCUCAGAUCUUCCAGUUUACUUAUUCAACGUACAAUGCCACAGUAUACGAAAAUUCUGCUGCUCGGACUUAUCUCAACAGUCAAACCAAAAUUGGCAUCAAGCUGGCCAAUCUUUCUUGGGACAUUAAAUACAGGAUAAUGUCUGGAGAUGAAGAAGGGUUUUUUAAAGCUGAAGAAGUCGUCAUUGGAGAUUUUUGUUUUUUACGAAUACGAACAAAAGGAGGAAAUUCUGCCAUUUUGAAUAGAGAAAUUCAAGACAGCUAUUUAUUAUCAAUAAAGGCGUCAGUGAGAGGGGAGGACUUCGAGGCCUGGACAAAAGUCAACGUACAAGUCUUAGAUAUGAAUGAUUUACGUCCCUUGUUCUCCCCCACCACAUACUCUGUUACUAUAGCAGAAAGCACUCCUAUAAGGACAAGUAUAGCACAGGUCACUGCCACCGAUGCCGAUAUUGGAUCCAAUGGGGAAUUUUAUUACUAUUUUAAGAAUAAGGUAGAACUUUUCUCUGUCCAUCCUACAAGUGGAGUUGUAUCACUAAGUGGGCGGCUAAACUAUGACGAAAAAAAUAGAUAUGACCUGGAAGUUUUAGCUGUAGACCGCGGCAUGAAAUUAUACGGGAACAAUGGUGUAAGUAGUACCGCCAAACUUUUUGUUCACAUUGAACGUAUAAAUGAACACGCUCCUACAAUCACCGUGGUCACUCACAUUCCAUCCAUGUUGGACAUGGACCCUUUGUAUGCCAUUGUUACCGCUGAUGACAAUGAUGAAGGCGCCAAUGGAGACAUUGAAUCAGUUGCUGUUGUCUCGGGAGAUGAGCCGCAACAGUUUUCAUUGGUGAAGGAGGGAAAAUGGAUGAACGAGUAUAAAAUCAAACAAAAAAGUCCUAUCGAUUGGGACAACUUUCCAUACGGUGUAAAUCUGACACUUCAAGCUAAAGACAAGGGGUCUCCCCAAAAGUCUUCAGAAUUCAAAUACGUGCACAUUGCCAGCCCUGAAAAAGAAAAGGUGAAAGCUGAAUUUGAGAAAGAUGUUUAUGAUGUUACAGUUAGUGAAUUCUCUCCUCCUGGUGCUGUGGUAACAGCGGUGAAGGUGCAGCCUUCAUCAGCAUCUGUGGAAUACAAAAUUUCCGAAAGUGAAGAUUCAGAGUAUUUUCGGAUCAACUCAAGGACGGGACUGAUCACCACAUCACGUCAUUUAAACAUGGCCGGGAAAGAUACUUAUGAAAUAGAAGUAAUGCAUAAAACCAAUGAUAUUAAUGCAAAGGUCAUCAUAAAACUGGAAGAUGCCAAUGAUAACACCCCAGAGUUCCAACAAACCUCAUACGAGGCAUUUGUCAAUGAAACAGUGCCUGUCGGAACUAGUGUUUUAACGGUUUUAGCAUCUGAUAAGGACAAAGGCGAAAAUGGUUAUAUUACUUACAGCAUUGCCAGCUUAAAUUCCCUGCCUUUUGUCAUCAAUCAGUUUACAGGAACUAUCAGCACUUCUGAUGUUCUUGAUUUCGAGUCAUCACCUGAAAAUUACAGAUUUAUUGUAAGAGCCUCCGAUUGGGGGUCUCCAUACCGCCAUGAGAGUGAAGUUAAUGUAACCAUUCAUAUAGGAAACAUAAAUGAUAACAAGCCUUUAUUUGAAAAAGUAGCUUGCCAAGGAGUCAUCUCUUUUGAUUUUCCAACUGGUGGACACAUCACUGCUGUUUCUGCCAUUGAUAUCGAUGAGCUAGAGCUUGUUAAGUAUAAGAUAAUGUCAGGGAAUGAACUAGGUUUCUUCUACUUGAACCCAGAUUCUGGGGUCUUACAACUUAAGAAAUCAUUCAUCAGUUCUGGACUCAGAAACAGUAACUUCGCCCUUAAGAUCACUGCCACAGAUGGUGAAAACUUUGCCGACCCUAUGUACGUGAACAUAACCAUAGUCCAUGGUAAGGUCCCAUCUAAAUAUUUUGACUGUAAAGAAACAAGGGUUGCCCAGAAGUUAGCAGAAAAACUUCUCAAAAAGUCCAAAGCUAAUUCCAAAUUAAACUAUGAGGACAGUCUGUUCGAUUUCUAUUCAAUAAAUAGGCAGCCACCUCAAUUUGACAAGUCUUUUCCUUCAGAUGUAUCAGUGAAAGAAGACCUUCCCGUGGGUUCCUCAAUACUAAAAAUCAAAGCCACUGACCCUGAUUCUGGGUUUAAUGGAAAGGUACUUUACACAAUCACAGAUGGUAAUAUUGAUAGCUGCUUUACCAUUGAUUUGGAAUCUGGUCAAAUCAGUGUGCUAAUGCCCAUGGAUCGAGAGACUUCGGAUAAGUAUCUUCUUAAUAUCACCACAUAUGAUUUAGGCAAACCUCAAAGAUCAUCCUGGCGAUUGUUGACUAUCCACGUCAAUGAUGCAAAUGACAACAGCCCCAUUUUCCUUCAAGAAAGCUACUCAGCUAAUAUUCUAGAGAGCACAAGCAUAGGGACAGAGUUAAUUCAGGUGGAAGCUCGAGACAAGGAUAUCGGACCAAAUGGUGAAAUAUUUUAUUCCAUUUUAACUGACACCAAAAAAUUUGCAAUCAACAGCUCCACUGGAAUAGUGUAUGUAGCUGAUCAUCUGGACAGAGAACUCAUGUCUAACUACACAUUGAAAAUUGAAGCAAGGGACAAAGCGGAAAAUGGUCAACAGCUUUUUUCAGUUGUCACCCUAAAGGUCUAUUUGGAUGAUGUUAAUGAUUGUGCUCCAGUUUUUGUACCAUUCAGCUAUACUGCCAAAGUACUGGAAGAUCUGCCAGUGGGUACUGUCAUAUCUUGGCUUGAAACCCAAGACCCAGACCUUGGUCUUGGUGGCCAAGUACGGUAUUCCUUAGUGAACGACUACAAUGGCAGGUUUGAAAUUGAUAAAACAAGUGGAGCUAUUCGCUUGAACAAGGAAUUAGACUAUGAAAAGCAACAGUUCUACAAUCUUACCGUACGCGCUAAGGAUAAGGGUCGUCCUGUUUCUCUUUCAUCGGUUUCAUUUGUGGAAGUGGAAGUGGUAGACGUCAAUGAAAACCUACAUACUCCAUAUUUUUCGGAUUUUGCUAUAACUGGAUCUAUCAAAGAGAAUUCACGCAUUGGAACUAGUGUGUUGCAAGUGUUGGCGAAAGAUGAAGAUACUGGUCGAGAUGGUGAAAUACAAUACUCCAUAAGGGAUGGCAGUGGUCUCGGAAGAUUCACUAUUGAUGAAGAAACUGGAGUUAUCUACACUGCCGAUGUUCUAGAUAAAGAAACCACCAACUCAUACUGGCUCACAGUGUAUGCCACCGACAGAGGAGUUGUUCCUCUCUUCUCUACCAUUGAGCUUUACAUUGAAGUGGAAGAUGUCAACGAUAAUGCUCCUCUGACUUCUCAGCCUAUAUACUAUCCUACAAUCAUGGAAAAUUCCCCUAAAGAUGUGUCUGUGCUCCAGGUUCAGGCUGUAGACCCUGAUUCGAACACCAGCGAUAAGUUGACCUACAAGAUCACAAGCGGGAACCCUCAAAACUUCUUUGCCAUCAAUGCCAAGACAGGUCUCAUUACCACCACGUCCAGAAAGUUGGAUCGCGAACAGCAAGCGGAGCAUUUUCUCGAGGUGACAGUCAGUGAUGGAGGUCCAUCUCCCAAGCACUCCACCGUCUGGGUCGUGGUUCAAGUCUUGGAUGAAAACGAUAACAAACCCCAAUUCCCAGAAAAGGUUUAUCAGAUCAAACUUCCAGAGAGAGACCGUAAGAAAAGAGGAGAACCCAUCUACAGAGCUUUCGCCUUUGACAAGGAUGAAGGUCCCAAUGCUGAGAUCUCCUACACGAUCGUUGAUGGCAACGAAGACGGCAAGUUCUUUAUCGACCCUAAAACCGGCAUGGUGUCUUCAAGGAAGCAGUUUUCAGCUGGGAGUUACGACAUCUUAACAAUAAAGGCUGUAGACAAUGGGCGCCCUCAGAAGUCCUCCACCGCACGACUGCACAUUGAAUGGAUUAAGAAGCCUUCACCUUCACCCACUGCCCUCAUCUUCGAUGAACCCUUCUACAACUUUACAGUCAUGGAAAGUGAUAAGGUGACGGAGAUUGUGGGAGUUGUUACUGUUCAGCCUUCCAAUAUCCCUCUUUGGUUUGACGUUGAAGGAGGAAACAUGGACAGCACUUUUGACAUCGAGAAAGGAGUGGGGACAAUUGUCAUUGCGAAGCCACUGGACGCCGAGCAGCGCUCAAGCUAUAAUAUGACUGUGGAAGUCACUGAUGGGACAAAUAUUGCCACCGCUCAGGUUCUUAUUCGAGUCCUUGACAACAAUGACAAUGGUCCAGAGUUCUCCCAGGCAAGCUACGAUGCGGUCAUCUCAGAAGACAUCCUCCCAGACACUGAAAUUUUACAAAUAAAAGCCACGGACAAGGAUGAAAACCACAAGCUGAGCUACAUCAUCCACAGCAGCAUCGACCCAAAUAGUAUGAGAAAGUUCCGUAUUGAUCCUAGUACUGGCACGCUGUAUACAGCGGAGAGGCUGGACCACGAGACCCAGGCCCAUCACAUCCUUACUGUAAUGGUCAAAGAUCAGGAAUUCCCGUACAGACGAAACCUGGCUCGAGUUACAGUCACUGUAGAAGACGCUAAUGACCACAGCCCCUACUUCACCAGCCCAUUGUAUGAAGCUUCUGUCUUUGAAUCUGCCGCCGUCGGCUCAGCCGUCAUACAAGUCACUGCCUUAGACCGGGACAAAGGAGAAAAUGCCGAACUGAUAUACUCCAUAGAAACAGGCAACACUGGGAACAUGUUCAAAAUUGAACCAGUUCUGGGCAUCAUCACUGUGUCAAAGGAACCAGACUUAUCCACAAUGGGUCAGUUCGUACUAUCCGUCAAAGUCACUGAUCGAGGAAGUCCAUCGCUCUCCGCUGCGGCAAUUGUUAGAAUUUCCUUAUCCAUGUCAGAUAAUUCAAAUCCCAAAUUCACCCAGACAGAAUAUCAGGCUGAAGUUCACGAGAACGUAGAAGUGGGCACGCUGGUUGUACAGGUGUCUGCAAUAAGUCAAUCCACAUUGGUUUUUGAAAUCAAAGUUGGUAAUGCAGAAGGAGCCUUUUCUAUCAACCCAUACUCUGGAGUCAUCACAACUCAGAAGUUACUUGAUUAUGAACGAAUAUCUUCCUACCAGCUCAUUAUCCAAGCAACAAAUAUGGCAGGCAUGGCUUCCAACACCACUAUCAACAUCCACGUUCUGGACCAAAAUGACAACCCACCAGUCUUUCUCAGUUCUCAGUAUGUGGGUACUAUCAGUGAAGCAGCCCCUAUAAACAGCAUUGUUAGGAGCUCAGAUAAAAACCCAUUAGUGAUAAGAGCAACUGAUGCAGAUAGCAACCAGAAUGCUUUGCUUGUUUACCAGAUUGUUGAGUCAACGGCCAAAAAGUAUUUCACAGUGGAUUCCAGCACUGGUGCCAUCCGAACCAUAGCUUACCUGGACCAUGAAACCAUAGCUUUCUUUCAUUUCCAUGUGCAUGUUAGGGAUAGCGGAAGUCCACAACUUACUGCCGAAAGUCCAGUUGAAGUUUCAAUCGAAGUAAGUGAUGUCAAUGAUAACCCUCCAGUAUUCACCGAAGCUGUUUUUGAAACAACUUUACUCCUACCAACCUAUGUUGGUGUAGAGGUCCUGCAAGUUAGCGCUCGAGAUCCAGAUUUAGCAAUACCUCCAGAGUUAAGUUAUUCGUUAACAGAAGGAAACCUCAACCAUUUCAUAAUUGAUUCCAGCACUGGGGUCAUCACAGUAAAAAACAGCAGUUUGUCUAAAGAUCAUUAUAUGCUCAUGGUCAAAGUAUCAGAUGGGAAAUUUUAUAGUACUGCUAUUGUUACCAUACUUGUAAAGGAAGCCAUGGAUAGUGGUCUUUACUUCACCCAAGAUUUUUAUUCUGCUUCUAUACCAGAAAACACCACCAAUAUCACAAAGAUAGCUGUUGUGAAUGCUGUAGGCCACCGCUUGAAUGAGCCACUAAAAUAUACCAUAUUAAACCCAGGAAAUAAGUUCAAAAUUAAGUCUACCUCUGGAGUUAUUCAGACCACAGGAAUUUCUUUCGACCGAGAAGAAGAAGAAAUCUAUGAAUUAGUGGUAGAAGCAAGUAGAGAACUAGACAACCUCCGUGUGGCUCGAGUGGUCGUUAAGGUCAACAUUGAAGAUAUCAAUGACAAUGCUCCAGUCUUCGUAGGUCUUCCAUACUACGCUGCUGUUCAGGUUGAUGCUGAGCCGGGGACUUUGAUCUAUAAAGUGACAGCCAUAGAUAAAGACAAGGGUAAAAAUGGUGAGCUAUCAUUUUUCUUGGAAGAUGAUUACAGCCAUUUUGAAAUUGACAAACAGAAUGGGAGUGUUACCUUGAAAAAUUCCUUUGACUCCGAUCUCUCUAACAUAGAGUACAUAUUAAUUAUCAUUGCCAAAGACCGCGGUGAUCCUUUAUUGUCAGCUUCGGUUGAGCUGCCAGUCACCAUUGUCAACAAAGCCAUGCCAGUAUUUGACAAAGCCUUUUAUGCAGCUUCCGUAAAUGAAGAUGUUGAGAUGCACACACCAAUUUUGAGUAUUAAUGCUACAAGCCCAGAAGGCCAAGGCAUCAUUUACACCAUUGUUGAUGGAGAUCCAUAUAACCAGUUUAACAUUGAUUUUGACACUGGUGUUUUGAGUGUGGUCAGCCAACUGGACUUUGAAACAAACCCUUCCUUUAAGUUGACUGUACGUGCAAGUGAUUCACUCACGAGUGCGAGGGCUGAGGUCAUUGUAGAUAUCAGUAUUAAUGACGUCAAUGACAAUCCACCAAUUUUUCAAUUUCCAUCAUACAAUGCCACUUUAUCGGAAAGUUCUCUCAUUGGGACACCAGUCCUACAAGUGGUUGCCACAGAUGCCGACUCCGAUAAUAACAAAGUCGUAAGGUAUCAAAUUGUUCAGGACAUAUUUAACAACACUGAUUCUUUCCACAUAGACAGUACCAGUGGUUUGAUACUCACAGCUCGUCUGUUGGACCAUGAGGUUUCCCAGCAAAGUGUCCUGAGAAUUAGGGCAACAGAUAACGGAUUUCCAUCCCUAAGUAGUGAGAUCCUAGUUACCAUUUACAUAACAGAUUUAAAUGACAAUCCUCCAGUUUUCAAUCAGUUGAUCUAUGAGUCAUAUGUGAGUGAGCUUGCUCCUAGAGGACACUUUGUGACCUGUGUCCAAGCUUCUGAUGCAGACAGUACAGACGUUGAUAGGUUAGAGUACAGCAUUUUGUCUGGAAACGAUCGUAUGAACUUUUUCAUGGAUAGCAAGAGUGGUGUCAUAACCCUUUCUAACCAUCGUAAGCAACGAAUGGAGCCGAUGCAUAGUUUAAAUAUCUCAGUGUCUGAUGGGCUGUUCACCAGUACAGCACAGGUCCACGUGAAGAUUCUUGGGGCAAAUCUUUUUAGCCCUGUUUUUGCACAAAGUGUCUAUGUGACUGAAGUUAGAGAAAAUGCCCCCAUUGGCACUAAGGUAAUCUAUGUCAAGGCAACAGAUGGAGAUUCAGGCUUGUAUGGACAUGUCACCUACACGAUCAUAAAUGACUUAGCCAAAAAUCGAUUCUUUAUUGACACAUUAGGACAGAUUGUUACUACAGAAAAGCUAGAUCGAGAGAAUCCACUGGAGCGGGACAUUCAUAUAUUUCUUAGAGCUCUGGACGGCGGUGGUCGAGCAGCUUUUUGUACUAUCCAAGUAUUAGUGGUGGAUGAAAAUGACAAUGCACCACAAUUUAAAGCUACAGAAUACAGGGCAAGUGUCAAAGCUGAUGUUGAGAAAGGUCACCUUGUCACUCAGGUGCAAGCCUUUGACGAAGAUGAUGGUGCCAACUCUCGAAUCACCUACUCGCUAUACAGUGAGGCUUCUGUUUCAGUAGCAGAUCUUCUGGAAAUUGACCCGGAUAAUGGUUGGAUGGUUACAAAGGGCAACUUUAACCAGCUAAAAAAUACAGUUCUUUCCUUUUUUGUUAAGGCAUUGGAUGGGGGAAUUCCUAUGAAACACUCUCUUAUUCCUGUAUACAUUCAUGUUGUACCCUCAGAAACUGUCCUGCCUACUUUUGCCCAACCUCAAUAUACAUUCGCUGUCCCAGAAGACACUUUGAUCGGAACUAUAAUAGACUCAUUCAACAUAAAACCUGUUCAAGAGGCUUUAUUCAGCAUAGUCAACGGUGAAUAUCCUGAAAAUAACAAGGAUAACCUUUUUAUCAUCGAUAAGGACACCGGAAUGUUAAAAUUGGACAAAAAAGUUGACCAUGAAUCUAUACCUGUGUUUCAUUUCAAAGUUGCUGCCUCUGUACCUUUGGAUAAAGUCGAUGUCUUAAUUACUGUUGACGUAGAGAUCAAGAUCUUAGAUUUGAAUGACAACAAGCCAUUAUUUGACUCCACACACUACGAUGCUGUAAUCAUGGAGGGUAUGUCAAUAGGAACCAGCGUUAUCCAAGUGAAAGCUGCCGAUGCCGACUGGGGCGCGAAUGGACAAGUUACUUACAGUCUUAUUUCGGAAAGGCCAGAAGACAGAAUCUUAGAAACAUUCACUAUUGAUUCAAAUACUGGUUGGAUAAGUACACUCAAAGAACUGGACCACGAGAGGAACCCCACUUAUAGAUUUACCGUUGUAGCAGCUGACCUUGGAGAAACAUUGUCUCUUUCUACUUCUGCCGUCGUCUCCGUGACUGUCACAGACAUCAAUGACAAUGGGCCCAUCUUUGAACAAGGAACCUAUAAAGGAUUUGUGAAAGAAAGUGAUGCCCCUGGGGAGGUGGUUGGAAUACUUAGCACUUGGGAUGAAGACACAUCUGAAAUAAACCGUCAAGUGAGCUACCAUAUUACAGGAGGUAACCCCAAAGGGAAGUUUGCCUUAGGGCUGAUAGAGAAUGAAUGGAAAGUUUAUGUGAAAAGGUCCCUGGAUCGAGAAGAACAGGACACGUACUUCCUCAACAUCACUGCGACCGACGGACUUUUUGUAUCUCAGACUGUCGUGGAAGUUUAUGUCACCGAUGUCAAUGACAACAGCCCCGUGUGUGACCAGGUUAUAAAUGCAGCCUCUGUUCCUGAAGACAUUCCUCCCAAUAAGAUGCUCCUGAAGAUCAGUGCCAGAGAUGCAGACAUCGGGAUCAACGCUGAGAUCCGCUAUUCGCUCCAUGGUCCUGGUUCUGAUAACUUUUAUUUAGAUGCUGAAAGUGGGGAGCUGAAGACCAUGGCCCCGCUGGAUCGGGAGAAGAUUCCGGUGUAUAAUUUAAUUGCUCGAGCCACGGAUGGGGGAGGAAGAUUUUGCCAGUCUGAAAUCCGCUUAAUUCUGGAAGACGUCAAUGAUAACCCUCCAGCCUUUUCAGCUGACUAUUACACUGCCAGUGUCUACGAGAAUACGGUCACCAAAGCUUUACUGACAAGGGUGCAGGCUAAUGACCCUGAUGUUGGUAUAAACCGGAAGGUGAUCUACUCCCUGGUUGACUCUGCAGGUGGACAUUUCACUAUGGAUGAGCAAUCUGGCAUCAUUGUCCUGGAGCAGCCCUUAGACCGGGAGGUCCAGUCCUCCUAUAACAUCACAGUGAAAGCAUCAGACAGGAGUCCCCUUCAGCCAUUAUCUUCUUUUGCAGUUGUUACAAUUACAGUCUUGGAUGUCAAUGAUAACCCGCCAGUAUUUGAAAGGAGAGAUUAUUUGGUCACAGUUCCAGAGGACACGGCCAUUGGCAACCAAGUCAUGUUUGUGUUUGCGGCAAGCAAGGAUAUUGGCUCAAAUGCAGAAAUAACUUACAGCUUCAGGACCGGAAAUGAGCAUGGAAAGUUCAAGAUCAAUCCCAAGACAGGGGCAAUUCUAGUGGUCAAUUCUCUGGACUACGAAAGCUGCAAAAGCUUCUACCUAGUGGUGGAGGCCAAAGAUGGCGGCAGCCCUCCACUCAGCGCGGUGGCAACGGUGAACAUCAACCUGACGGAUGUGAAUGACAAUCCUCCGUCGUUCAGCCAGGAGGUUUAUAGCGCUGUCAUCAGUGAAGACGCCUCUGUCGGAGAUUCUGUCAUUAUGAUAUUUGCUGAAGACUUGGACAGCCCAUCAAACGGGCAAAUUAGCUUCUCUAUCAUCAAUGGUGACCAAGAUAAUCAGUUCACGGUUGAUCCGGUCAUAGGGCUGAUUAAAGUGAAGGACAAGCUGGAUCGGGAGCGGGUGUCUGGCUAUUCACUGUUGAUUCAAGCUAGAGAUAGUGGUUUUCCACUUCUCUCAUCGACCGUCACAGUAAAUAUCGAUAUUUCAGAUGUAAAUGAUAACAGCCCUCAGUUUACACCGGCAAACUACAGCACCGUCAUACAGGAGAACAAACCAACCGGUACAAGUAUUCUCCAGCUAAUAGUCACUGACAAAGACUCCUACCACAACGGACCACCAUUUACAUUCACCAUCAUAAGUGGAAAUGAAGGUGGCAAGUUUACACUGGACCAGUCUGGAGUCUUACGCUCUGCAGUUGUUUUUCUACACAUGGUCGCCAAUGAGCAUGUCCUUAACAUCCAGGUGAAAGACUCAGGUAAACCACAACUGACCUCUCAAACCUACGUACACGUGAGAGUCAUCGAAGAAAGCAUCCACAAACCUUCUGCCACCCCACUGGAGAUAUACAUUGUCACCAUGGAGGACGAUUUCCCAGGAGGAGUCAUAGGCAAGAUUCACGCCACAGAUCAGGAUGUCUACGAUGUCCUCUCCUACAGUCUCAAGUCAGAGCAGAAAAGUUUGUUCAAAGUAAACAAUCACGAUGGUAAAGUUAUCGCCCUCGGGGGUCUAGAUGGGGGUAAAUAUAAUCUGAAUGUAUCUGUUAGUGAUGGCCGCUAUCAAGUUUCGGUUGAUGUGGCGGUCCAUGUGGAGCAGUUGAUUCAGGAUAUGUUGUACAAUGCUGUCACGAUACGUUUCGAGAACAUCUCUCCCGAGGAUUUUGUUGGGCUCCAUCUGCACGGCUUUCGACGUACUCUUCGGAACGCGGUUCUCACUCAGAAGGAAGACAGCUUGUAUAUAAUCAGUAUUCAACCGGUACCUGGCACGAACCAACUCGACAUGCUGUUUGCCGUUCAAAUGCAAAGCAGAGGUUUCUAUAAGCCGGCAUAUUUGAUUCAGAAGCUCUCAAAUGCAAGACGACAUUUGGAAAAUGUAAUUCGGAUAUCAACAAUCCUGGAAAAGAAUUGCUCGGGAUUGGAUUGUCAGGAGCAACAUUGCGAACAGACGUUGUCUGUAGAUUCUCACUCGCUAAUGACCUAUAGCACAGCCAGAAUCAGCUUUGUAUGCCCCCGGUUUUACAGGAACGUGCGCUGUAUAUGUAAUGGUGGACUCUGUCCUGGCUCUGCAGAUCCAUGUUUGAACAAGCCGUGUCCCGAGGACAUGCAAUGUGUUGGGUACGAAGUCAGCCGGAGACCAUUUAUCUGCCAGUGCCCACCAGGCAAACUCGGAGAAUGCUCAGGACAUACUUCACUCAGUUUUGCUGGAAACAGUUACAUUAAAUACCGGGUUUCGGAGAACAGCAAGCGAGAUGAAUUCAGACUGGGCCUGCGAAUGCGGACUCUGCAGAACAAUGCUAUAAUCAUGUACACGAGAUCGAACCCCUGCAUGAUCCUGAAGAUUGUGGACGGGAAGCUGUGGUUCCAGUUGGACUGUGGCAGCGGCCCCGGAAUCCUGGGAAUUUCUGGCAGGACGGUUAAUGACGGGAGCUGGCACUCGGUCUUUUUGGAGCUGAACCGGAAUUUCACGAGCUUGUCGCUGGACGAUAGCUACGUGGAGCGCCGCAAAGCGCCACUUUACUACCAGACCCUCAGUGCUGACAGCUCCAUUUAUUUUGGAGCUCAGGUGCAAGUGGAGAAUGUCCGGAGCCUGACUGACAAGAGGAGCACACAGGUCCUGGGCGGCUUCCAGGGAUGCCUGGACUCCGUCAUCCUGAAUAACAACGAGCUGCCCCUCCAGAACAAGAGGAGCAGCUUCGCAGAAGUGGUCGGCCUGACUGAACUCAAGCUCGGCUGCGUGCUCUACCCUGAUGCCUGCGAGCGGAAGCCCUGCCAGAACGGAGGGAGCUGUACCAGUGUGCCAUCUGGUGGUUACCAGUGCACCUGUCCAUCCCAGUACAUCGGCAAAAACUGUGAAUCGGAGAUCACGGCGUGCUUCCCAAAUCCCUGCCGGAACGGUGGGACUUGUGAUCCGAUCGGGAAUUCCUUCAUCUGCACCUGCAGGACAGGUCUGAGGGGAUUAACGUGUGAAGAAGACAUUAAUGAAUGUGAACGAGAAGACUGUGAAAAUGGCGGCACGUGCAUCAAUACCUUUGGGUCAUUUUUCUGUAAUUGCACUCAUGGCUACGUUGGACAGUAUUGCGGUUUAAGACCUGUGGUGGUGCCCAACAUUCAAGCAGGACAUUCCUAUGUCGGCAAGGAGGAGCUGAUCGGGAUAGCUGUGGUGCUUUUUGUAAUAUUUGUCCUCAUCAUCCUCUUCAUAGUCUUCCGCAAAAAAGUGUUCCGUAAAAAUUACUCCCGUAACAACAUCACUCUUGUCCAAGACCCGGCCACGGCGGCACUGCUCAAUAAAACCAAUGGGAUUCAAUUUAAGAACCUCCGGAGUGGUGGAGACAGUCGAAAUAUCUAUCAAGAGGUUGGUCCUCCUCAAGUUCCUGUACGACCCAUGGCCUACACUCCUUGUUUCCAGAGUGAAUCUAGGAACAACUUGGAUAAGAUGGUUGAUGGGCUUGGGGUGGAACAUCAGGAGAUGACAACCUUCCACCCAGAGUCCCCUAGGAUUCUAACAGCUCGAAGAGGUGUAGUGGUGUGCAGUGUGGCCCCCAAUAUGCCAUCAGUAUCCCCAUGUCGUUCUGACUGUGACUCCAUCAGAAAAGGACCUUGGGAUUCAGGAAAUGAUUGUAAAGGACUGGAAGCAGCAGAAGACAUGACUUGCUUUGUGGGGAAUACAAAGGGCAGCAAUUCUGAGAACCAGUCCUUGAACUCCUUUCAGUCGGAUUCAGGAGAUGACAAUGCUUCCAUAGUGACUGUCAUUCAUCUAGCCAACAAUGUUGUUGAUAAUGUAGAAACUGAAGCUCCGAUAUUGGACCAAGGGCAGAAUUACAACAGAGCGUACCACUGGGAUACCUCGGAUUGGAUGCCAAGUGCUCAUUUGUCUGACAUUGAGGAGGCCCCAAACUAUGAAACUGCUGAUGGGUCAUCAGCCCACCAUGGUAGCACCAGAGAACUCGAGACAGAUUACUAUCUGGGAGGUUACGACAUUGACAGUGACUAUCCCCCUCCUCAACAUGAAGAUUAUUUAAGUCAAGAUCAGCUUCCACCUCCUCUUCCGGAGGACUUUCAAGAACAUUAUGAUACCCUUCCUAAAGUACAGCCUAGGUCUAUAAUCAGCACACUCAGUCCAGACUGCAGUCGGCGUCCACAAUUUCACCCGAGCCAGUACCUCCCACCCCAUCAUCUCUCAAGCGAACUAGAGACUUGUGGCUCACACCCCGGACUUUCAUUUAGUACUUUUGUGCCUGCUCCAAGCCAAAAGGUGGACAAGACAAGCACAGAUAAUGUAUCUUUAUCCUUGCACAAUUCUGUAGGUGCUUCUUCUUCAGAUGUGUCGGCCAGCUGUGGACUGGAAGAUACCGAAGCGGCCAUAAGUGACUAUGAAAGUUUAGACGACUUUCGAAUCGAUCACUCCCACAUUCCUUACAUGGAAACCCAACAUCAAACACAAGUGUGACGAACUUCGUUUUUUUUAUAUAUACACCUGUAUCUGUAUGUAUAGCCAUAGCCUCUAGGGAUACAUAUACAAGUCGUUGCAUUCAUCGAAGACUUUUUAUUAACGAAUGCAAACUAUGGAACGCCAAUGGCUUUGAUAGUACAGUUUGUCAGUGAUACGUUGCAAAAUUAAAUAGACAAUCCUUCUAACAUGUCGCUUAUAUUUAUUGCCAAAAGUAUGCACAGUGUUUUCAUACUUAAAAAAACUGUAUUUUCAAGGGUACAAUAUCAAAAAUGUCAUCUUGUAAGACAAGGUGUGAACCAUUUGACUAGGUUACCAUCUCUGAAUAAACUGGAUGCCUGUAGCGGAAAUCUUUUGUGAGCUACAACAAGUCUUCAAGAGCCAAGAAAGUGUGCUUGUCACUAAUUCACAUAGGAAUCAGCCCAUGGACAGUACUGAUCAAUGGGUGAAUACAGCCUAUUAAGUCACAGAGCGGGUGAUAUAAUUAAAUCAUGACCAACGCAAAAGAGACAGGUUAAAAGCUUUGGCAUUGAGUCGUAGCUAGGCAAAUUCACUUCCCUUGUCCAUUAACUUAGCACCUCUGGCAGAGUUGAGUGUCCUACUGGAGGCUCUUAACACAUCACAAGGGGAACAUGCCCUGCCAAACUUCUUCCCCUAGGUACCUUCAGAGUCAUUGUAUGCCACCAAUCAUACCUGGACAGAGCAAAUCUAAUAUAAAGUUAAAGCCCCACCCAAGAUCAUUAGAGGCUCCACCCUAAAAUCAUUAGCACUGCUCUCAAAACCUCCAAAUGCCACCCAAAUCUACGCAAACUUCAAAUGAUCUUUAAAGAAAAGCUCAUUGUUAAAAUACUUACCAAUUUUUUUUUGGUGCAUUCAAGGCAUUUAAGACCCACCCUGAGCCCACCCAGGAACACUCACUUCUGAAGCAGGGUUUACAUAAAGCCCACUCAUUUUCAAAGUGGGAAAAUCCAACUGUCUUUGAAAAUUUGGCACAAUCCAGGUAAAUUUGAGACUAUUAGCAGUUGUAAGGGUGCAAAAAAUUCUGUUUCUAAGACCCACUGGGUAAUGUCUUAAUUGAUCUUACACUUUGACUUAUACUAUUACAUUUGCCCCUAGAAUGUUUCCAUUGUGCAUGUGUGACAAGUACACUUUAUUAUGUUUACUAUGGGUAAGCAACAGGGCCGUUUACAUACAUGACAUAAAAGUUUACUGGAAUAGCACAAAAAUGUCAAAAAUUCCAAAAACUGCUUUAUCUGGACACGCCUCUACAUGACUGAAGACGGGAUGUAAAUUAACGGACUUAAUUAGCCAUACAGACGACUUUGUGUUCAACCAGUGUCUGUGCCCUGUCCAUAAUGGCUGUAAUCCCUCCGGUUCCAUUUUUAUGAUUUGCAUACCACACUUCAGGCCCUAAAGACGCCCAACUGGUUUUGCAGUCAGUGUCAGCUCCUUCGUUAUGUAGCAUAAUUGGACACUGUAAUGUACCCAUGGAAGCAAUAAAACAUAGUCUUUUACAUAGUAGAUCAGCAGUGUUAUAUAUGUUUGAGAUUUUGGCCUUUCAGUGUUUUUGUAGAUACAAGUAGGGCAGACGGGUGUGGGUGGAAAAACUGGAGAAGAAAUAUAUAGGUCGUAAACAUAUAUUGUGGAAAUUGAUGUCUACAUGUUUAGGACUGGGAUGCCCCAAUCUCUUCUAAAGUGUUUAUUAAAGGGCUUGUAUACGAUUAGAAAAACAUGUCUACUUUCUUUCAAAAACCUCACAGGUUGUGUGUUGCUUUAGGUCAGCUAGAUCAACCUCAUUCAAUUCCUUGAAGUUAAGCUGCAAUACUAGGCUCAACACAUUUUCAGGUGUAGCGCUGUUCCUGAACAGUUGUAGAGAUGAGUGAAUAGAUUCUGUAGAAUUCAAAUUCAAGCAGAAUUUUUCAAAAAUUUUGAUUCUAUAGAAUAAACAUUUUUGCUAAUUCAAUUUGGGAGAAUUUUGGGAGAAUUUUGGGAGAAAGAGAGGGGUAGGGGGUUAUCUACUGCUUUUCAGGGUAUUUAAAGCACUUUCAAUUUAGCUCAAAUUGAUUGUGGUCCAAAUCGAAUCCGAAGCCCAGUUCAGAUUAAUUGGUCUGGAAUCAAAUUUCUGGAAAUUCAUUCAUCACUAGUUAGUUGCCAUCAGUUUGUACAAUCCUUAAAAUAUGCAAUAAUGUUGUUGAUGUCAGCAUGAGCCUUGUUUUUAUUUUUUCACAUUUUUUUUUAUAAAAUAUAUUGAAAUGUCAAAAAGUAAAGAACUUGCUCUAUUCAUAUGCAAGCAUGUUAUUUCCAUGAAUUGGCCUCGUUGUUUUCCAAAAAUGUGGUAAAUUGCUCCUGAUUCUCAUGUUCUAGUUCUCGAUUUUGGCACUUUGCCAUAGAAAAAAAAUUGGUACUGGCCAAUUUCCUGCCCCAGCCUUACCUGAUUAUGGUUUCACUUCUGAUGGCGGUGGAAAAAAAAGUGUCAUUAGCUCCAGAAUUCUGGUUUCAAGGAGUAACAAAAUUGGGCUUGGUGACUUUUUGGGCUUCUUUGUGCAAAAAAUUUGCACCAUUCUCUAUUUCUACACCACUCCUUUUUACAAAGGCUGGUGGGAACGUGGGGAUGGUUAGUCAGUCAAAUUGAUUUAAGCCACAUUUAUCAACUAAGAAUUGCCUCACUCUUACCCCAGUAAAGGAGUGGCAGAGUAAAUGGAGGAACAUCUCAAGAAAAAAGUUCUACACCUGUUUUCUGACAUACUGUAGAAAUUUGGCACAUUUUGUUACAUGUAACAUCUUGAGCCGAAUUAUUUGACUUUUUGCAGUUUUACACCCCCCAUGCCACUUUUGAAAGUGGGUGGGAAAGUGAGUUGGGUUAGGUAUGUUAAUAUAUUUACUCCAGGUUUAUCAUGGCAAGAUUUUUUAAAUACCCUGCGACAUUUGAUAAAUUUGGUAUAAGGUACACCAGCACAAACUCAAGCAAAAACUGACUUCUUAAAUUCCUCUCAUCAUAAAUACUGCUUCUCUUUUUGGGAAACAACACCACUCUUGACCAUAGAUUGGAGUCUGGUUCUGCAAAGUAGAGCUGUUAGAGCAGCCAUGUUUUUCUAAUCUCAUGCAACAUAUUUAAAGCGGAAAAUUCACCUCUUAGGCAUUUAUACACAGCCACGGGAUAUGCCCUUACUAUCUUAAUAGAUGUGGUUCUCACUUCUGGGACCUGUAGUUAUUUUCAAAAAUGUGCUUGGAUGUUUUUAAAACUCCUGUACAAGUGAAUGGAGUGAGUCGCACAUGAGUAGCCAAGUGUCCACUCACCAGGAGGGACAUUUUGGAGACACAGUAGGUGUAGAUCCCAGAGGUUUCCUGUGGAUACAUCAUAAAUGGCUAAGAUGGGAAUACACCUUUAUCUGAUAGCUUGUUAUUUGGUCAUGAUCAGAAUAUCCAGCAGUAUGGCACAAAUGUCAUUUAUGGGGUACAUUACCAUCCCAUUUAAAGUAGAGGUGCAAGGACACUUUUUGGAGAGGGGUGCCUUUUUUCUACAUUAUGUGUUCACUGCACCUUGUAUCUUUUAUUUGAUCAUUUUGCUAUGAGCUUAUUGAGCAUUGUGGUUAGGCUACUUGCUCUUUCUCCUUUCUUACGCUUACUUGAUCUCAAUCAUGUUGCUUCCAUUGUACUUUUUCAAUUGUGUUUUAUUGUGUUCAUCUUAAAUAAAAGGGAAGGUUAUGCACAUCCUCUAGUCAUCCCAAUCCUAAUAAGAUGGUUCUUGACAUUAAUUGGGUGAUUUGGUCACACUAUAUGAUGACGAUUGUUGUACAGUCAUCUGAUUGUGGUCAUCAGCUUAUUGCAUCUAUGAUCUUGCCAUAAAAGUAGUCAUCUGUUUUGGGUCCAUCUAGGUUAAAAGGGCAUAGAAUACGGUUGGGUAAAAAAAUUGUCUUCAUCACAACCAAGGUCAAAUGGAAAUGUGAGGAUUGUCCAUGCAUUUUAGAUUCUUGCAUUGAAAUUUACUCAAUUUAAGACAAAGGUUAAAUGAGUUUUCUUAUGAAGACAACCCUUUCUCCAUUAAGUACAUCCUCUGAGUUAUAGAUCCCACAGCAAUUACAUUACUGGGGGAUUGGAUUUUAUGAGGUCCUCAGAGCUAGACUCCUGGAAAGUUGACCAUCUUCUGGCCGACUAUUUAAUACACUGACAGCCUGGGUCCACCAAAGCAGAAUCUAUUCUUACUUAAUGGCUUUGCACUUUAGCUAAUUGGAGGUGGAGUCAAGAGGGGCACCCACUCUAAGAUGCCCAAAUGCCCAAUCAGGGCAUGUGGAAAGGGACUGUCUUCAUGAGGCAACAUUUGUAGUAUUUUUGAUACGUACCAUAUUUCCAUCCAAAGGGUAUAUGCUAGUCUCUUUCUUAUUCAGAAGCUUUCAUGACAUGGUUAUUUGUCUAACACAAAUAGGGUUAAAACAUUUAUAAAGUGACCCCCACAGAUGUUUCAAGAUGUAUGCACAAGUCUGUACACAACUGUAUAUAUCAGAUAGCAGUGCACAUAAAGCUCAGGUUAUAGUGCAGAAUUGCAUUAUGUAAUGGUCUUCCUUACACCUUAUGAGGUAGAUUGUACAGUACAUUCAACAAUUCAAAAAGAAAGGAAAGGAAGGUGUUCAGCCAUAAUCUUGUGAUCAGUCAAACACAUCGUACAUGUGAACAUAUCAUUUAAAAGGCUAACCCUUAGAGCUAAAUCUAUGUGAUAAUUUUAUAUACAAUACAAUUGUAUCUUCUGUACAAUUUGACCUAAAUUGACCGGUUGUACAAUACAAUAUCAACUUUUUGGGGGACACAUUUUUGGGUGGAUCAAUGACCCAUAUCUCAACAGUGUUUAUUUCAAUAUCCGUAGCAGAAAAAGGUAAUUCCCUUUGGAAUAUUGUGAACACCAUUUUAAAAAUUCCCAAGGUGUAUACCAGUCUUCGUGAAUUUGGCCUGCCGGCUCUGCUCACAUCAUGGUGUUUUUGAUAAAAAGAAUAAGCUAGUAUUUUUGUCACCAGAGAUACCAAAACCCAGAAGGAAAUCUAAUGGGUCCUAUUUUAAGUCAAUAGUAUCCACCUAGAUUUGUUGAGAUUAUUCUUCAAAAAUGUUCAGCUGAUGUUCAUACAUGUACGGUAGCACAAUACAAUAUUUAUGGUUCAUUUACAUAAAACCAUAUACAUUCAAUAGUUGUCAGCUACUCAAGUUUGGCCGAGCAUGUAUAUGUUCUCAGUAGGGAGAAGAGAGAAAGCCACUGACAGACACCUCUGGCGGCAGCCUGACAACAAAAGGAUCGGGCAUUUGAGACUAAACUGCCUGAUUCUUCUUCCCCCUUAUAUCUAUCAUCAUAGGAGAGUCGGAGCACCCCUAUAUAUAUAUUAGAGGGUUGGCCAGUCUCAAUGAAAUUGGCCGAUUUGUCCAACUUUCAUCUUGAGUGCAUGGCCACCUUAAGAUCAGUACGAGAUAAGUGAAGCAAAUACACCCUCCUGUGGGAAGGGUAUACAUCCUUCCUAUGGGAAACAAAGCCAUUUCCCCCUGUGAAAUGCUGAAAAGGGGGAACAAAUCCAGGAAUUUUUAUGUAGUGUUAUAGAAGUUUUUUGGGUCAACCCAUGUAAGUAAUAGAUGCCCUUUGAGCCAUAUUCUUAUAGAAAUCCUUUAACUUUCAUGACAUUAUUGUUUCAUAUCUGUAAAGUGUCCACUAUCGGCAUCUGAAUUUUAAGUAAUGCGUAUCUCGUUGUCACCACAACAGACUUUAGCCUUUUUUUCUGUUUCUGUGAUGACUCAUAGCACAAUGUGGUGGUCUCAGUAGAUAGAAUGACGUCUUAGGUAGCAUUUGUGAAGUAGCUUAUCAUUAGAUAGACGCCUUCUGUGCUAUGGAUGAUAUACACUGUAAACUGGUUAUCAUUCCUCAGACUUAUGACAAUGAGUUACCUUGUAUUAUACUAGAGAUAAAGCCUAAUUUCAUGCCAUUCUUCAGUAUUGUGUGUGGAAACAUGUUCCUACAGUCAAGGUUUUACAUAAUGUAUAUAAUAUCAGUUUCACGAUUCUUGCUCCGGCUUUUGCAAAUGUAGUGGUGCAGUAAUUAGAUAUUUUGAUUGCAUAACAUUUUCAGCUGCUAGUUUAGGUAUUACCAUUGAUGUACAUUAAUUGCCCCAUUAUGGCACCCAGGAUAGAAGGGCCUGGUGUCCAGGCCCUUUGGCCAAUUUCCCACCCCUUCUUGCAGUUCCUCCAGGUCCUCCUGCACAGGUUCUCACCACCCAAUAGCAAAAUGGAUGCGACCAACUGGGACUGGGCCCCCUCUGUGUAAGGUUCCCCCAUGGUCUGUAUCUAAGGUAUCUACAUAUGAGAUCAUUAACGUGGCCAUGUAUGAUCAUCUUAACUGGUAAAUGCCCAUAAAGUUUAAGUCAUAUUACUUAGUUUGCAUGCUAUUACACCAUUGAUAUCCAUUUGGGUGGGGGGGAUUUACAUUUGCAUAUUUCUAAAUAUGCUAAUCAAAAUGAAUCGGAUUCUACCUAUAUCUAAGCCAUAAUUUUAAUAAGAAAGUUUUAAGCAGCAAGCCAUCAUAAUUGGAGACAUUGUCGUUGAUCAUGAUGAUUGCUAUUUUCUAACAAAACAUCGCAAGGAGAGAAAUGUCCAGUGGUAAAGCCAGAUUCUUGAUAAAAUUUGAAGAAAAUACAAAAAUAGGAACCCAGCAGUCAGGUCCACGUGUUUCAGAUUGCUGAAUCCUUAUUCACAAUCCCACGUUGGAUUCUGUCUAUAGCUAAGCCAUAAUUCUAAUAGGAAAGGUUUAUCAUACCAGGAAGCCAUCAGUGUUAUAGCCAUAGUUGUUGAUCACAAUGAUUGAUGUUUUCUAUUACCAGAUAGUGCCCAGACCUAUCAGAGUCAACCCUACAGGACUGGCAGGGUCAGUCAAAAUGUAGGGUGACAUUGUUCACCUCUGUUCCAAGAGCAAACUCUUAUAUUUGCUUGACAUUCCAUCGAUGUCUCACCCAUGUGAGCCCUGCCGAUUACACCAUUCUAUUUCAUCUCGUGGAAGCUACAUGGUUGGCACAUUAUACUCAAUGUAACCACUGCCACUUCAUUCUAGUAAUUAGAGGGUGUCACAGCUGUUGGAACCCCAGCAAUUGCGAUUUGAUGGCAUAUCAACAUCUAUAGUGAGUCAUUCCGUUUAGUCUUUUGUCUACAGAGCUGGUCCUAGCGUUGGGCGCAAAUCCAUUCCUAUUUUUAUACCUUAGGUGUCUAAAGCAUAUGGGAGUAUGGCCAGAGAUGUUAUGUGACACUGUAUGCCAUAGUAAUAGAUUAAGUUGCCCUAUGACUGCAAUUUUUUUUAGAUCUAUUGCAACAAAACUUAAGACGUGAAUGAAAAUCCUGAGUGAUUUCAAUUGUGGCAUUCAGUUCCAAAAAGGCUAUGCAAGACAUUUAUGUUCCUACAGUGUAAAAAUAUAUCAAAUUAGAUCUUUUCACCAUGGGAAGGGGGUGUUUUAUACUAAAUGCUGGUGAUUAGGCAGACAAGGUUCAUUGAAGGGUCUGAUUUAUAGAAAUUAUUACUAGUUAUUAAUUAAUUGCACUGUCAAGGCUAGUGGCAAGGUUGAACCUUAUUCUAGGACCUAAAGUGUCACCUAUAUCCUUGUCACCUACAAUGUAGACAUCUAGAACAUGUGAUAGACAUCUGCUAUUCUGAUCAAUUCUCGCUGAUCCCAGGUAUUUUGGAACCUCCAUAGUAAAUGAAUUCAGAUUUUACAGAACGAAGCACGGCAUGCACCAUGGCAGAACCCAACUGCCACCAGUAUAAGUCAAUUCGGUACAUGAGGCCGCAAUUCGAUAAAUGGGCAAAACCUAAAACUUGUUUUCAGGUGUGAUAUUUUUCACGUUUUCAUUUUUGUAAAAAAUGGCAUUGUGCUAGCUUGGAAGCCAUGGAUAAGUCUAAUAUCAUCAGAAUUAAGUCCUUCCUUGUUUUGUAGCCCUGACCUGUAUGUCAUUGGUUUUGGGGAAGAAAGCAUCAAAAUUGAUCACGUUUUAUCAAUAUUUGAUCAUUAGAGAAAAAAAGAAAACUAAUUCUAUGACCUAUUGUGUGGUCCAACAUUGUGGUCCUGACUCCUGACACAAACAGUCAUUAUUCCUUGUGAAAUAUUAGAACUAUUAAUGCUAUGAAUCUUUAAAAAAAAAAUAUUUGAUGGGACAAGGGUUUAGUUGGUCAUUGUUUUUUUUUCUGUAGUAAUACAUUGCCAAAUGCAUAGGAAGACACUAGUAUUAUAAAUGAUCAUGGUGAGAGACCUGUUACAUAUAUUAAAUUGGCGCCCAGGAGCCUCAAGUCACAUCCUUUUUUCAUCAAAUUUAGAUUUUUCAUUUUGCUCCUUUCAAGAUUUAAAUUUACUAGGAAGAUUUAGAUAAAGAUUCUUAAUUGAUUGGAUGUGUAGCUGUAGAAUAUUUUAAAGCCAUUGGACUAUUGUAAUUAAACAUUAAUAAUUAUAUUGUAUUAUUUGAAGUUAAGUGAAGUUCUCAUGAACUUACAAAGUGUUCUUCAGAUGAAAUAUUUGCUUGUCAUAUACCAUGGUUAGUAACUGUUUGCAGGUUGUAUGCCAGACAAAUUUCAAUAAAAAAAAAACUCAAAAAGGCAAUAAUUAAAAUUCAUAGUAAUGCAUUGUGUCAUACGGUAUGUUUAGAAAUCAUUGUAUAGCUGAAACAUGAAAAAAUGUUACCUUCAACUUGACAUUACAUCUGGACACUUUAAAAAAAGAGCCCAAAAACUGCACUGAUGUUGUUAGGGACAGAAUUGCUGAGCAUUGUAUGAGGAAAAAAAAAAAAGAUUUUGUAGUGUUUUCCUGUUUUAAACAGGCUGGAUCUUAAGGAUAUGUUGUAGUAUUUGAGACAAUAUUUGUAUAAUAAGGUAUGAAUUGUAUAUAGUUCUUUUUUUAACCUUCAAGUUCUUGUAGAUACAUAAUAGCAACAGUCGGACUGUAUUCCACUUCAGAUCCUUGCAAGAUGUUACCGGCCACCUGUAUUAAACCUCAAUAUAUGCAUCCGAAGUUGUAGGUGUAUUUUAUUAUUAACUUUGUUGCAGUUUGUCUUAGUUUUUUUAAUUGUUUUUUAAUAUUUAUUUCAGUUUUAUACCUCUUUAUACCUCUUUCAUUUACUGUAUAUUUUAAAACUUACAAUUUCUGAAAUUUUAUUUUGCUUUUGACAUGAGAAAUGAAUUAUGCUAAUUAUUACACAUGGAUUGGAUUAUUUUCAU